This is a messenger RNA of Triplophysa dalaica, 2444 nucleotides long. It is a transcript of the gene hhipl2, whose product is annotated as HHIP-like 2. The transcript is spliced from 9 exons. The record is from RefSeq and is a predicted model, not a curated record. Lineage: Eukaryota; Metazoa; Chordata; Actinopteri; Cypriniformes; Nemacheilidae. Bases 12 to 2444 code for a protein of 810 amino acids.
UUAAAGAUAUCAUGUGCCAGGAGUGUUCCCCUUACGCUGCACACUUGUUUGAUGCUGAAGAUCCCUACACUCCAGUGCGCCACAUACCAGGACUGUGCUCCGCCUACUGUUUAGAAUUCCACAGCAAGUGUCACUUUGUGGUCAAGUACCUAACCAACAGCCGGACCCUGCUGGAGGCAUGUGAGAAAGAUGGCUUGCAUUUCUGUAACAUCAUUGAUCUCCCCGACCAGGACUACUGCUUCCCCAAUGUCCUGAGGAACAAUGACCUGUACAGCAACUUAGGGAAGGUGGAGGACCCUAAAGGAUGUCUACAGUUGUGUUUAAUGGAAGUGGCCAAUGGGCUGAGGAACCCCGUGCUGAUGGUCCACAGUGGUGACGACACCCACCGCAUGUUUGUCGCGGAGCAGGUAGGCUUUGUGUGGGUUUAUCUGAGAGAUGGAAGCCGCAUAGAAAAGCCCUUCCUGGACAUGAGUGGAGAGGUGCUGACCACGCAGUGGCUGGGAGAUGAACGAGGUUUCCUGGGCCUAGCCUUCCACCCCAAGUACAAAUACAAUGGUCGCUUUUUCAUCUACUACUCCAUUCUGGUCAACGGCAUGCUUGAGAAAGUUCGCAUUAGUGAGAUGAAGGUUUCAGCUCAUGAUAUGAACUUGGCAGAUCCCCACUCUGAGAGAAUUCUUCUCGAGAUUGAUGAGCCUGCAGCAAACCAUAAUGGUGGACAGAUUUUGUUUGGUCUAGAUGGAUACUUGUACAUCUUCACAGGGGAUGGUGGAAAAGCAGGAGACCCUUUUGGAAAGUUCGGAAAUUCCCAAAACAGAUCAGCCUUGUUGGGAAAAGCGCUUCGCAUUGAUGUGGAUGGUAGCAGUGAAGAUGGCAAGCCGUAUAAGAUUCCUCCAGACAAUCCUUUCAUUAGAGAACCUAAUGCAAAGCCUGAGGUCUUUGCCUACGGUGUGAGGAACAUGUGGAGGUGCUCUGUGGAUCGAGGGGAUCAAGUGACUCAGUAUGGAAGAGGGAGAAUAUUCUGUGGCGAUGUGGGCCAAAAUCGAUAUGAGGAGAUUGACAUAAUUGUGAAGGGAGGAAACUAUGGAUGGAGGGCCAAAGAAGGCUUUGAAUGUUUUGAUGUGAAAUUGUGCCAGAACUCUUCUCUAGAUGACAUUCUUCCAAUAUUUGCAUAUGGACACCAUGUUGGGAAAUCAGUAACUGGAGGUUAUGUGUAUAGAGGGUGUGAGUCACCCAACCUCAACGGUCUGUACAUUUUUGGGGAUUUCAUGAAAGGACGAUUAAUGGCUCUUGAAGAGGAUAAGGAAGCUGGGAGUUGGAAGGAAAAGAAUGUGUGCAUGGGUGACACCAAAACCUGCUCUUUUCCUGGCUUGAUAAAUCAGCACCACAAGUUCAUCAUCUCAUUUGCUGAAGAUGAAGCAGGAGAGCUUUAUUUUCUGGCAACCUCCUACCCAAGUACAAUGUCUCCUUUUGGCACUGUCUAUAAAUUUGUGGAUCCAUCUAGGAGGGCACCUCCAGGAAAAUGCAAAUUCAAGCCACUACCUGUAAAGGUCAUGGGAAAGAAAGUGCCAUUUGUACCCAGAGAAUUGACUGUACUUGGCAUAGAUGUGACUCCUACAAGACCACCACUGGAAAAGAUUAUAAUCCCAACUAAACCUUCAGGCACACGACAAUCCUCAAAAAACAAACCUGCGACAUCUGCACCAGAGAAAAAACAUAGAGCCAUAGAUGUAACUAAUACAAGACCACUAAUAGAAAAGAUUAUAAACCCAACUAAACCUUCAGGCACACGACAAUCCUCAAGAACCCAACCCGCAUCAUCUGCACCAGAGAAAAUACAUAGAGGCAUACAAGUAGAUUUUACUCCCACAAGACCACCACUAGAAAAGAUUCUAACCGCCACUGAACCACUAGACACACGUCAGUCCACAAGAACCAAACCCAUCACUUCUGUACCACAGAAAAAACAUCUGCGCCAAAAUUCAAGAGCAAAAUUGUACCAGAGAAAGACAAAGAAGACAACUCAGCCAAAAGAGAAGCAACGCAAUGCAAGGACAAAAGAAGUAAAGAAAGUUGCCUCUCACAGUAGGAAGUCAAAGUUGCAGAGCAAGCAAGAAAGUAAAGAUACUGGAAAGCUGUCUCACAAACUGUCUGUCAAAGGACCUCGGUCAGGACAGAAAACCACACCACCCAAACCAACAAAACCAGAGAAGGAGACAAAACAAUCUGUUUUGGUACAGAAAACUAAAAAGGCUGAAAAAGAUAUUAAGAAACCAAGCAGCAAACCUAAGGAGAACAACAAAUCUAAGGUGAACAUUAAACCAAAGGUCAACAAAAAUCCUAAAGUGAACAACAAACCUAAAGUGACUGUAUCUAGAAAGAUUCAAGACAACAGCAAAAAUAUAACAAAUAUCUAUCAGUCAAAAAAGAGAGAACUGUUUGAAUAA